AUGUUCUUCUACUUAACAACACUCAGUUUGCAAAAGUUCAUUACAGAGGAUGUACCUGUCCCACCAGAGGAGACUCCAGACAACGACCAGUUUAUCGUGGUUGAGGCAUGGAACCACUCUGAUUUUCUGUGCAAAAACUACAUUCUCAAUGGGUUGGAUGAUGGUUUAUAUAAUGUCUAUAGCGCUUUCAAUGGAGCUUUCCAGGUUGCAGCCUUUAUUGAAAAAUUGCCUCCUUUGUGGAAGGAUUUUAAAAACUACUUAAAGCACAAACGUAAGGAAAUGACAUUAGAAGAUCUAAUUGUCCGGCUUAGAAUUGAGGAAGACAACAAAUCUGCUGAGAAGAAGGCCAAUGGAAAACAUGCAAUAAUGGGGGAAAACAUCGUUGAAACUGCUCCUACAAGUUCAAAGAACAGGAAGCGGGCUUCUAAAGGGAAGAAUGUUCCAAGCAAGAAGAAAUUCAAAGCAAGUUAUUAUAAUUGCGGCAAAUUUGGACACAUGGCUUCAGACUGUCGUGCUCCGAAAAAUAAUAAUAAUAAGAAGAAAGGUCAAGCCAAUCUGGCUGAAAUGAAUAAUGAAGUGGAUAAUCUAUGUGCCAUAUUGUCAGAAUACAACUUGGUAGGUAACCCACGAGAGUGGUGGAUAGACUCGGGCGCUACUCGCCACGAGUGUUCUAACAAGGAAUUCUUUUCUUCUUAUGAUGCAGCUAGCCCCAACAAGACGAUCUUUAUGGCAAAUUCUGCUACUGCCAAAAUCGAGCGAACAAGCAACAUUGCCUUGAAGAUGACAUAUGGAAAGAUUGUGAUGCUCAAGAAUGUCCUUCAUGUUCCAGAAAUGCGGAAGAACUUAGUCUCAACUUCACUACUAGUCAAGAAUGGAUUUAAAUGA
Molecule: messenger RNA, 885 nt
Organism: Lycium barbarum (goji berry)
Lineage: Eukaryota; Viridiplantae; Streptophyta; Magnoliopsida; Solanales; Solanaceae
Exons: 2
Coding region: 1-885 (294 amino acids)
Molecular function (GO): zinc ion binding; nucleic acid binding
Source: RefSeq, a predicted model, not a curated record